This is a messenger RNA of Linum trigynum, 1719 nucleotides long. NCBI's taxonomy places the organism in Eukaryota, Viridiplantae, Streptophyta, Magnoliopsida, Malpighiales, Linaceae. The record is from the annotation of a GenBank genome assembly.
AUGCAGGCCUCGCUCAGUCUCUCAGUAUCUAACCCCGCCGCCAUCCCCAGAUCAGACCACGGUUUCGAGUCCUCCCUCCCUUUCCCGUCGAAGCCUGUGAAUCUCAGGUUCUGCGGUCUCAGGAAGGAAGCCUUGGGGUUUUCUUCCACUUCUUCUUCUUCUCUUUCCGCCUCCCGGUCAAACAGGAACGUAGCUGGGUCGAAGAAGGUUUGGGCCUCCCUCGGCGGCGACAAUGGCAGCAGCAGCAGCGCUGCCAAGUCGUUCGAUUACGACUUGAUCAUCAUUGGAGCUGGCGUUGGCGGCCACGGGGCUGCACUUCAUGCUGUUGAGAAGGGUUUAAAAACUGCUAUUGUUGAGGGGGAUGUCGUCGGAGGAACUUGUGUAAACAGAGGUUGCGUCCCGUCGAAAGCUCUGCUGGCUGUUAGUGGCCGGAUGCGCGAGCUUCAAAAUGAGCACCAUUUGAAAGCUUUGGGUCUCCAGGUUUCAGCUGCUGGUUAUGACAGACAAGGAGUUGCUGAUCAUGCCAAUAAUCUUGCUACGAAAAUUCGCAGCAAUUUGACAAAUUCAAUGAAGGCAUUGGGUGUGGACAUCUUGACUGGUUUUGGCGCAGUUUUGGGUCCACAAAAGGUGAAAGUUGGGAAAGACACUGUUGUGACUGCAAAGGACAUCAUCAUUGCCACUGGUUCUGUCCCAUUUGUGCCUAAGGGGAUUGAAGUCGAUGGGAAGACAGUCAUUACAAGUGAUCACGCCCUCAAACUGGAGUCUGUACCUGACUGGAUAGCUAUUGUUGGAAGUGGUUACAUUGGUCUUGAAUUCAGUGAUGUGUAUACUGCACUUGGAAGUGAGGUGACAUUCGUUGAAGCUCUGGACCAACUGAUGCCUGGAUUUGAUCCUGAGAUUGGGAAGUUGGCUCAAAGAGUCUUAAUUAAUCCUCGCAAAAUUGACUACCACACUGGAGUAUUCGCAACCAAGAUCACUCCUGCAAAAGAUGGGAAACCAGUUACUAUUGAGCUUAUUGAUGCCAAAACCAAGGAACCAAAAGAAACUCUCGAGGUAGAUGCUGCUCUGAUUGCCACUGGAAGAGCACCUUUCACCAACGGUCUUGGCUUGGAGAAUAUUAAUGUUGCAACCCAACGUGGUUUUAUUCCUGUUGAUGAGCGUAUGCGUGUCAUUGAUUCCAAUGGGGACCGGGUCCCUCACUUGUUUUGUAUUGGUGAUGCCAACGGUAAAAUGAUGCUUGCUCAUGCAGCCAGUGCGCAAGGAAUUUCAGUGGUGGAGCAACUGACUGGAAGAGACCACGUGCUAAAUCAUUUAAGCAUCCCGGCUGCUUGUUUCACCCAUCCUGAGAUCAGUAUGGUUGGAUUGACAGAGCCUCAAGCAAGGGAAAAGGCUGAACUAGAGGGAUUUGAAGUGGCCGUUGCCAAGACAAGCUUUAAGGCUAACACGAAGGCCUUGGCCGAAAAUGAAGGGGAGGGUCUUGCUAAGUUGAUAUACAGACCUGACAACGGAGAGAUUCUCGGCGUUCAUAUCUUUGGGCUGCAUGCUGCAGAUCUCAUCCACGAAGCAUCUAAUGCUAUAGCUUUAGGGACUCGCAUCCAGGACUUGAAAUUAGCAGUUCACGCACAUCCCACGCUUUCUGAAGUUCUCGAUGAACUCUUCAAGUCAGCAAAGGUUAACGCACAUGUUGGCAGCCCAGUAGCUGAACCAGUUGCAGUCUAA